Messenger RNA from Fusarium oxysporum Fo47, 1798 nucleotides. Its product is annotated as Whi5 domain-containing protein. Lineage: Eukaryota; Fungi; Ascomycota; Sordariomycetes; Hypocreales; Nectriaceae. Bases 256 to 1305 code for a protein of 349 amino acids. The transcript has 2 exons. The record is from RefSeq and is a predicted model, not a curated record.
GUUCUCUCCAACUUAACUUGGAUUCUUCAUUCACGCACCCAAGCCACUUCAACCACCACUCACCACAAUUCACUCCUUGACCAUUUCGACUCGAUUUCUUGCCAUUCGACACACAAACUUGCAUCAAAGAUCAACCAAUAUUUUUUUCCAACUUUACACAACACAUCGAUCGAUUCGACUUCAAAUUUCAAAUUUCACGGCGGUUGCCCCUAGCAGCAGAGCAGAGUAGAGCACAAGUGCAAGCGUAGAAGCAUCAUGUCUUCGCCGUGGAAGAAGCAGCCAGAAGAUGUCGUCGACAGUGUGCUGAAGCGUGCAGAAGUGAGCAAAAUUGCACGACGUUUGCAAAACCGCCUCGCCCUCGCAAAAUUCAAGACCAAGCAUGGCUGGGAAGACCUCACACUCGACUCCAUCGAGCCAAAAGUCGAAGAGGAGAUGCGAAGGAAACGUUUGACCGAGCCUACAGAUGUCCUCUCCGACUCGUCAUCAAGCGCAUCCGAUCUCCCAUAUCCGUCCCGAGCACUCAUGAGCUCUCCCCUCAAAGCGCCCCUGUUCUCCGAUGCGGUAGGCUCCAGCAACGGCAGCACGGGACACCGCAAGCGCACAUACCUCGCCUCCUUUCACGAUGUAUCAUCGAGCCCUAGCAAACGAUUCCGACUUUCCCCUACGGCACACAAGUCCUUUGGCAGUAAUGGUGUAUGGAAGAACUCGCAUCAACUAACACGAUCGUCUCCCCUCAAGCCCAGGCGGCAACAACACUUUACUACGUCGGGAGGACCCGAUGUCUCCUUUUUCCAGCAGCGUCUGAUGAGUCGUGAGCUGACAUCACCCAAUUUUGCUGCACCUUCCGAUGACGAUGACGAUCUUUUGCCCAUCCACUCAUUCAACCCUACCAAUAUCCGCUCUUCUCCUCCACGCACACCACCUAUGCGCACCAGGUCUGUUAGCAAGCGGAACAAGGGCGAAAACGGUGCAGGGACCAAUGGCAAAACUGGUGAGGAGGGAGCAGAUUUACUUCUCUACCUCGCUGCUUCGCCAUCACCAGCUGUCAGAACUUCAACUCGAACACGAAUGGAGCCCCCAUCAACCCCUCCCCAGAAGAACAAGCAGAUGGAUCUACCUUCUUCGAUGAUGAUGACGCCUGGUGGGGGUAACCUCUUCCCAACCACCCCCAGUCAAGCUUUCGACUUUGCCGAAUUUGUCAAUAUCACACCCAGCCCAGCACAAAAGCCCUUCAAGACACCAAUCUCAAUUACGACAACUAGGACACCCGUGAGCGGUACCCAAAGGCGGCUCACGUUCGACUGAGCGUCGGUAUGAAGGGUUGGGGAAAUGGUGUGAAUAUGAUCCGAGUUCUUUGUGGACAUGAUACCAUGACAGCACUUGUUGUGACACUCACGCAUGCACUUUUUUUUUCACUAUUUGGAAUUGGCCUCGAUUAUUCGUGGCGUACAGUAACACCACUGUACAUGUCUGGGUUUCCCAUUAUUUGCGACGGCGUUAUAGAAUAAACGGCAAUGGCAUGAAAGAAGGUCUUUCAAGGGAGGUUAUCGAAGACCACGUCUCGUACCAAGCGAGACCAGGAGGAUAGUUUUUUUUCUUUCAGCGGUUGGUUUCUCUUAUCUUGUUUGAGGUGAAGAAUUGUUAAAAACAGAUUACAUUAUGGGCCGGUUCAGGAGAAUAGGGGGCACUGCCUGGAUGGAUUGAUGGAACGGCUUAUGGACAAUGUGACUAUCAUCUUACUUUACUACUAGUACCUAACUAUUUCGAGUUCAAAAUUCACAUUAUUACUGAGUCGUUC